Chrysemys picta bellii (western painted turtle) is the source of this 4423-nucleotide messenger RNA. RefSeq names its product very long-chain specific acyl-CoA dehydrogenase, mitochondrial. Gene Ontology annotation, molecular function: very-long-chain fatty acyl-CoA dehydrogenase activity; flavin adenine dinucleotide binding; fatty-acyl-CoA binding. The record is from RefSeq and is a predicted model, not a curated record. Lineage: Eukaryota; Metazoa; Chordata; Testudines; Emydidae.
CUGAUUUUGUAAGUUUUUAAGUGAGGUGAAACUUGUGGGUUCACAAGACAAAUCAGGCUCUGGAAAGGUUGAGAACCCCUGCACUAAAGAGACCCCUGCAGUUGCAAACAUGGAAGCCCACCGGAUAUAGACAAUCUGUGGAAGGUUAAUGGAAAAUGAAGCAAUUACAGCAGCUGGCCAUUUGUUUUAGUCUCUGGUUACUAAAUGCAAACAUAGUAUAAAAGAGAAUUUGUUCCUAACCAGCUUGAAUCACUGCAGCUGUAAAGAUACAGGCUCUUGUGACUAUUUGCACCAUGAAACUUUUCAUACCAGAUCAGAAAAUACUUAACCAACUGCAGAGAAAUGAGAGUUUAAAGCAGGUGGGUAGAGCUGACUGGCCUUACGUCAGCUCCUAAGCCAGAGCAGUUUAGUUAGUCUUGCCCUGUUCUGCAAAUAAAUCAGUGACUUUCCUGUUAGGCUGAAAUCUGAAUUUUUUAAUCCACCUUGGUUUGUUAAGGAAAUUUGAGAGCUAUUUACACAGCUGCAAUUUAUUUAUGUUCUUUCCCAAUUUUUAAUCAGAGUGGGUGAGAAGAAAGUGACUUCCGCAGAAAUCUCUUGCAGACAGAGGGCAAAAAUCCCUGAAAUGAAUCAAAGAAAAUAAGUUUUUUUUGGAUGAGGCAGAAAACUGAGGUCAUGGUGACCUGUGGUUAUUAGAGCCCAUGAAACAUCUUGCAAGCAGAGAGGAAGGGAGCUGAGCAGCGCCGGCAGAGAGAAUGCUUCGUUUGAUCAGGACUAGACUGAGUGCCAGCUGGUGGAGGCAACUUUGGGCACAAGCUCUGGCUACGCCCCACUUCAGGCUGACAUCACCUCCAUACUAUAUAACACAUCAAAAAGGGAGAUACUCAAGUCAAGCGAACAAGGAAUCCACAUCCUUUGUCAUGAACCUGUUCAACGGGCAGUUUGUACCUGACAAUGUUUUUCCUUUCCCCUCAGUGCUCUCAAUGGAGCAGACGCAGUCUCUGCAAGCCCUGGUAGAUCCCUGCACCCGCUUCUUUGAGGAGGGUAAUGAUCCUGUGGAGAACGAGAAGCUGGAGAGCAUUGAGACGGCCACCCUGGCAGGGCUGAAGGAGAUGGGAGCCUUUGGGCUGCAGGUGCCCGAGGAGCUGGGGGGAAUUGGGCUGACGAACACCCAGUAUGCUCGGGUUGUGGAGGUGGUUGGAGUGCAUGACCUUGGUGUGGGCAUAAGCCUCGGUGCUCACCAGUCAAUCGGCUUUAAGGGAAUCCUGCUCUUUGGGACCCAGAGUCAGAAGGAGAAAUACCUGCCCAAGCUAGCAUCUGGAGAGACCAUGGCCGCCUUCUGCCUGACGGAGCCAUCUAGUGGCUCAGACGCGGCAUCUAUUAAAACCGUCGCCGAGCUCAGCGAGUGUGGGAAAUUCUACACGCUGAACGGCGGGAAAAUAUGGAUCAGUAAUGGAGGGACAGCUGAGAUCUUCACAGUGUUUGCCAAGACCCCGGUAAAGGAGCCAACAGGGGAAGUGAAGGACAAAAUCUCAGCCUUCAUUGUGGAGAGAGCAUUUGGGGGAGUGACCAGUGGCCCCCCGGAGAAGAAGAUGGGGAUCAAGUGUUCCAAUACAGCUGAAGUGCACUUUGACAACGUGAAGGUGCCAGCAGAAAAUCUGCUUGGGGAGCUCGGAAAAGGCUUCUUGGUCGCCGUGAACAUACUGAACAACGGGCGCUUUGGGAUGGCCUCCGCCCUGUCAGGCACCAUGCGUGGAGUGAUCGUCAAAGCUGUUGAUCAUGCUGCUAAUCGUAAGCAGUUUGGAGACAAGAUCAGCAACUAUGGGGCUAUUCAGGAGAAGAUUGCACGGAUGGCCAUGCUGCACUAUGUUACAGAGUCGAUGGCCUACGUGGUGAGCGCCAACAUGGACAUGAAGGUGCCCGAUUACAAGCUCGAAGCUUCAAUCAGCAAGAUUUUUGCCUCGGAAGCAGCCUGGUACGUCACAGACGAGUGCAUCCAGGUCCUUGGAGGAAUGGGAUACAUGCAGGAAACUGGUGUCGAAAGAGUCUUGAGGGACCUGAGGAUUUUCCGCAUUUUCGAGGGCACCAAUGAUAUCCUUCGCUUGUUUGUGGCGCUGACGGGCAUUGAGUAUGCUGGGGUCCAGUUAAAGAAUCUGCGAACAACUAUCAUGAAUCCAUCAGGGAAAACUGAGACCAUCCUAAAAGAUAUCGGGAUGAGAGCAAAGCGUAAAGUUGGGAUUCCCACUGGCUUGUCUCUGGAGGGAAUCGUUCACCCAGGCCUGGACAACAGUGCACACCUGGUGACGAAGGCCAUUGACCUGUUUGGUGAAGCUGUUGAGAGCCUCCUGCUGAAGUACGGCGAGAAGGUGAUAGACGAACAGUUUCAUCUGAAACGCGUGGCCGACGCUGCCAUUGACAUCUAUGCCAUGGCUGUGGUGAUCUCCAGGGCCAGCCGCUCUCUGUCUCUGGGACAACCCACCGCUGAGCACGAGAAGCUCUUGUGUCAAACGUGGAGCCACGAGGCAUUUGAGCGAGUGAGAGAGAAUCUCCGAGCAGUGAAAUCUUCUACAUGGAAUCAAUCCUUUGCUAACAUGAAGCUAAUAUCUGAUGCUGUUGUACAGAACCAAGGGAUCCUAGCCACGCACCCUCUGGGCUUCUGAACAGAAAUGAUGCUUUGGUUGACAAUGAGCAACAGCUACAAAUCCUAUUAUACAGACAAAUAUUCCAUUACACACCGUUUGCGUCUGUCUCGCCCUGGCUGUGAGAAAAGCCAAUACUGUGUCACAGCGGCCCUGCUAAUGCAUGCGGGCUGCAGCAAGGGGCCAUGCGUCUGUCCCGCUCUCUGAGAACCCUGAGCACAUGGGCAUAAAGGCCUCCCCACUGCGGGUUGUUGGGGCAGUCUGCAUACAUACCAGCUCCCCCUGCUCCUCCGUCCUGCUCAAGGAGAUUAAUUUGGGCCACAUGGGUUCCAGCUGAGAGCAGGUUUUAACUGCCUCUUGCCUGCCCCCUUCUAGCCUGCUCUGGGGGUCCCAUUGGGGCCUUUGCUGGGGGAGAGAGACGGUCACCCCAAGGUGCACUGAGCCAUGGCUGCUAGCUCCCCCCAUUGUGUCCAUGGUUCUCUAGGGGAAGAGGAGAGGAUCCUGGCUACAUCUGUGCACACAGACUCCUGGCCAUCUCCCACUCUCCUGCCUCGUCCCUCACCAAGUCCUGCUGUAGGGUGAGCCUGGGGCUGUCGUGACCUUUGGCCGAGGGUUUUACUGACCCUGGCGCAGGGGCCUGUGAGCUUCUCACUGUCUUUACACGCCACAUGAGGUGAGCUCUGGUUUGGUGGGCUGGGAUCUGGCUAAGGGGCUGACUCAGCCCCCCAUCUCUAAGUCCAGGCAGGUGCCUUCUCCAGCCAGGGCUGCAUGCAGCAUAGGAUUGCAUGGGCAUGCGCGCUUUGGGGGCCAGUCUCUGUGGCUUCUCUUGGGGAGACGCUGCCUGCAGCUCAUGCAGAGAUUAGAUUCUGUCUGCUUAUGGGCUGACGUCAAGGGGAGAGUCCAGGCAAGCAGCCCUCGUCCCUGUGAACUCAGGGACUGUCUUGGCAGGGCUAGCUUAGGUCACUUGCGGUGGAUGUGGGCCCCGGGGCUGCCAGGAGAGCUGGAAACAAAGGGGCUGGUAUUCCGGGAGCCCACGUUCUCCAGUGUCUGGUGGCACAUCCCUGCAGCCGUCAGCCUGCAGGCCCUGGGGGCGCAGCCCAGUGACUCUGUGAGGCACACAUCACUUGGGCCACGUGCACUGGGGUUUGCUCACAGAGGGCUGCGUGGUAUCAGCUGUGGUAACGUUGUUGAGCCCUGCUAGGAGGCUGCUGCAUUUCCAUGAUGGCUGGGACAAGUUCUGCUUCUGGUGCGUGUUGAGGGCUUGGUCCUCUUUGGCUGACGUGAGCUGUGCGCCCAGCCCCAGGUGCCAGGAGCAGCUGGGGCCCCGGUGACCGAAUUCAGCAGAGCUGAUUUAGGUCAGAUACUAAUUAAAAUACGUCAUGAAUACGACCAUUAGAGGGACAGGGUGGGUGAGGUGUGUCUUUUAUCUUCAUUAGCUCUGUAUGGCUCGAAAGCUUGCCUCUCUCUCCAACAGCCGCUGGUCCAAUAAAAGAUAUUACCUCCCCCAUAUCCUGGGAGUGACCUGGCUACACCACCAGUGCGUAUCACCCUGACGGUGCGAAGCUGGAAAGGGAGGUGCUGAAAGCAGGCAGCCCUUGGGGCAGCUCAGCAAACUGACACUCCAGAUCUAGUGAACCAAGAACACAAACCUGUUUCCUAAUCAGGUCCCAGUGUCCCACGCUUCGAGCUCUGAGCUCCGUGGGAUGUUUCCCAUUUGGACACUCAUCCGCCUUUGUCUCCUCCACAUUAAGCAAACGAACGCGUAGGAUUCAGCAGAUUUACAUGUG